CUCUGACAGCAGUGUACAUUGCGUUCUUAUGGAAUCAUUUAUCUGUCUGAUUUCCUUUGAUCGUCAUGUGUGAAUCGAAUUAACAGACUGCAGAAAGUGCGUGACGUGAUGCGGUUAUAAAGCAGAGACCUAAAGAUGGCGACGAAAAGUGACAGGAGGCGCAGAGCGGUCGAGAAACCGGCGCACGAGAGCACCGUUUUUUAUCACUGGGCUGUAAAUCUUUUGGGUCUUGGUUUUGGUUAUUUGCAUCGGUGGCAUGUAUCCACGCUCUUCGAAAAUGACCGACACUUCUCUCAUCUUUCGGAGAUCGAGCGAGAAAUGUCCUUCAGGACCGAGAUGGGGAUGUAUUACUCCUAUUACAAGACCAUCGCUGAAUCGAAAGAUUUUUUUGACGGGAUGGAUAGGCUCAGUCAUGACAAUCUAUCAGAGUAUGGGAAUGUUAUUGAUGCUAGCAGAAAGUAUAAUCUUUUACCCGAAAUUGUAGCAGGCUUCCUUUAUCAUAUUGCAAAAAGUCUUGGUGUUAUAUCUCAAGAGCAAUGUUGGCAGAUAGAUAGAGGAGCUGGAUUGAUGCCCGUAAGUAGCUGCGAAGGUCUGGGUGUACCUGUGUACUUCUAUUUGGAGAUAGUUUGGUCUUCCACAAUUUUCACAGCGGCAAUACUUUUUUACUAUGCAACCUAUUUGAGUGAUUCCAUUUAUGGUGGACUUGUGACGAUUCUGUUCUUCUUUUUUAAUCACACUGAAUGUACUCGCGUUCAAUGGACACCACCAUUGCGCGAAACCUUCGCGUAUCCUAUGUUGCUCUUCCAAAUGUACAGUGUUACAAUGACUAUCAGAAAAUAUGCAAAACAUGAUUUGGGCAAAGAGCCAACUUCAUUAAGGCACAGAACUAGACAAGGAUUAUUCAUGGAUAUAUUUGGCUCAACAAUUUGCAGCUUAUGCACCUGGCAGUUUUCACAUUUUGUUUUUACUACGCAAAUUAUAGCAAUUCUUAUACUAAAAUGGCUGAGAAUCGUUCCGUACGAUUUUUACAAAAAUUUUUGUACGGCUCAUGCUUUAGCUAUCGCAGCAUCAACUAAAAUAACAAACGGCACUCUCAUAAUUUGUUCACUCUAUACAUGUAUCAUAAUCAGUAGCAAUGUGGCCAGUUUUAUAAUGAAGUUAUCCCGAUUCCAAAAUGUCAAACGAGAAGUUAUUUUUGAGAUCGCUAUAACGAUUAUUCUCACAAAGUGGAUAAAGUCUUAUAUUUUAUACUCUCAAGAUGACGCUCAUGUGUUCAACAUAUUAAAGUCUAAAUUAAUCAACUAUAGAGACUUUCAUACUAUGCUUUAUACAUGCUCGUCAGAAUUUGACUUUUUGCAAUACAAAACCUACGAAGCAAUCAUUAGGACUUUAUUACUACCAACAGCGAUACUCGUUGGAAUGCUCGCGCUGUAUUACUGGUACAGAAGUUUCAAGACGAGCAACUAUCCGCUUUGCAUAGAAGCCGAUAUGGCGUAUAACGGUCUGCAAACCGGCGCUUUUAUCAUCAUGGCCAUUUUUAUUAUGAGACUGAAAUUAUUCAUGACUCCACAUCUUUGUAUAAUAGCUGGUGCAGUAUGUAGCAAACGAUAUUUGGAAAAAAUUGGUUUAAAAGGUGAGCUCAUGCGGCUUGCCAUUUUUAUUCUCCUCUUGGGUGGUAUGUCAUAUUACGGUAUUGAUCGAUUUCAAGAGGAACGAGGAUUUGUAGGUGAAUAUAGCAAUAUUGAACAAGAGGAGCUAUUUGAAUGGAUAAAAAGUAAUACACCAAAGCAUGCUGUAUUCGCGGGAAAGAUGUCACUUAUGGCGAACUUAAUGCUGUCUACUAGAAGACCGAUUGUUAAUAAUCCUUAUUAUGAGAGCAAAGAUAUGAGAGAUAGAACUAUGAAGGUUUACGAGAUUUUCAGUCGAAAAGAUGCUACUUCUGUAUAUACUUCUUUAAGAAAUAUGAAAGUCAGUUAUGUCGUAUUAGAGGAACCGCUGUGCCUUGGAUUUGCAAACUUACCACAGGGAUGUCAAAUGAUCGAUUUAUGGGACAUGACCGAUAAUGGAACGGCGAAAACCGCGAACAAACCGCCUUUGUGUCCUCUUCUAUUUAAAGGAAACGCGUAUCCGUUCAGAAGAGCGUUCGUCAACAAUAAUUACGUCGUAUUGCAAUUAGACUAUUCGCAUUACGUAGAAUUUAAACCAAAGACUUCCAUACCAUUGCAUUAUCAAUUUUAAACUUUACGACUUCUACGUUUCCAAGUAAGUGAAGAGUUCUCGAUGGACAUUGGAUACCUCAUGAGACUAUAAAAGCCUAUUUUUCUUAAAACAAAAAGUAUUAUCUAUAAAAAAAAUAGAUAUAUAUAUAUAUUUUUAAUACACUGAUUCGCGCGGUAUAAAUUAAAUCUGUUGACAUUGCAAACUUUCGAAUGUCUAUCAAGCGAAAGCUUGAUUACGUGUAUAAUCUGUGAAGAGGCAUUAAAAUAUUUUAAGAGGCGUAUAAUGUAUGUUCCUAGUAUUAUGGAAUAGAAAUCAUUUUUUACUCGUUUCAAAAAACAAUUAUCGAUUUUUUAGCAUAUGAAUUUUUUAAAAUGUAAUUUGCAUAUAUCACAAACUAUAAACAUAUAUACAUGCAAAUAUAUAUUAUAAUUUGCUAAAUUUUACAACAAUGAAAAUGGUAGGUAUGCAUUUAUUAAUUAAUUGGCGAGAAUAUAAUAGCAUGAUGCCUCAUUUCACACAAUGGAAUACACGUACUUGUGAUAAUUUUCUUGUACUUAAUAUUACAUAUGCAAUAAUAUAUAUGUAUAUACAUAUAUAUUGCUCAUUUAUAUGUAUAUAUAUGUAAAUGUAUAUAUAUCGCGCAUUUAUAUAUGUAUGCAUAUUACAUCAUAUCUGCGCACGCUACUUUUAAUUUUGAACGUACAAGUAUUAUAUUUAAUCGUGCAUUGCGUUCAUUCGUCCUGCUAUUAAAAUUAAUCACAAACGCAAGAUACAUUUGUGCCAACAUCGACUAUUAUAUAUAUUUAUAUUCUCAUACAUUAAUUCCUUCAUAUUUAAAUAAGUUUUUUAUCGAUUAAUGAAUAUUUCGUAGCACGCACAUUGGACAAUAAUUCUCUCCUCUCUACGCGAUGUCGAAUAAAAUCGCACAUUCAUUUAUUUAUUCGUAUUAUAUAAAUGUUAUCGUAAUUUUAAUAAAGAGAUUAUAAAAAUAUAUAUGCGAAAAAAUAUGCGUAAAAGCGAUUAUAUAUAAAAAGACGAGAACGUAUUUUUAUUUAUAUUUAUAUAUCCGAAGCUUUAAAAUGUCGAUAGAGUAAUUUACAUUUUUUUCGGACAUCUUUCGCGCAUGAAUAAUUCGAGGGAGAUCUCAAACGAGAUGCAAAACCGGAAGAAAAACCGAACGGCGAAGAUAUAGCUCCGUUAUAACGCACGUAGCACCUUCACUCCGCGGUUAUAACAGAUAGUAUAGUCGAGAGGCAGUCUUUUGGUAUACUACGUUGUGCCGGUGACCCAAAUGGAUCCUGGUUGCCAGUCAGUCCCGCUCCGGGCUUCCUCGCGGCAGUAUUGCUCGCGUUCUCCGUCACGUUCUCCAUACUCGAUUACUUAUUGUUAGAUACGCGAGCGAAACGCAUAUAAGUGUAUUUAGAAAUUUUUUUUAAUAUAGAGUGACAUUAUUUUACUCUCGUUACUUUUUUUCUCUGUCACGACCGUAAUGCCUUGUGAUUAUUUCAAAAAGUCAGCAGUAUUUUUGAUUAUUUAAUUUAAAUCUAAUUUUUCGAGUUUGAAUCUUGAAGCAGAAAAGCAACAAAAACAAAUCCUUCGUGAGAUCGAUGUGCCGUGCGUGCUAAAACGGUGCUCCUGUUCGCCGAAUCCAAGUGAGGGUUUACGGCCGCUACAGCUGCCGCUCAUCAAAGCUGAAGACGCGGGUCGAUCUGAAAAUACGUCGUAGAUGAAAACGGAGGAGCGACGUUUCGUACAUAAUGUAAGAGUACC
Molecule: messenger RNA, 3990 nt
Organism: Camponotus floridanus (Florida carpenter ant)
Lineage: Eukaryota; Metazoa; Arthropoda; Insecta; Hymenoptera; Formicidae
Product: C-mannosyltransferase dpy-19
Exons: 10
Coding region: 136-2238 (700 amino acids)
Cellular component (GO): nuclear inner membrane
Molecular function (GO): mannosyltransferase activity
Source: RefSeq, a predicted model, not a curated record